Symbiodinium pilosum is the source of this 777-nucleotide messenger RNA. Lineage: Eukaryota; Dinophyceae; Suessiales; Symbiodiniaceae. The record is from the annotation of a GenBank genome assembly.
AUGACAGAUUACCCCCUCCCUAAUACCAGCCAGGACCUAUCUGGACAGGUUGCACUGGUUACUGGCACCACGUCUGGUCUUGGCCGCAGAUUUGCCCAGGUGCUGGCCAGCUGCGGCGCAAAAGUUGCCAUCACCGGUCGCCGGGUCGAGCGCCUGGAAGCCCUCGCUGAGGAGUUACGGGCCACAGGCGCAGAGGUCGAGCCCAUUGCUUUAGAUAUGCGCGAUAGCGAAGCGAUUGUUGCCUGUGUUGAACAGGCGGAGGCCGCCCUGGGGACAGUGACCAUUUUAGUCAACAACGCCGGUAUCCCCGAUGCUCAGCGUGCACACAAAAUGGACAAUCAACUGAUUGACGAUGUAUUUGAUACCAACCUGCGUGGCCCCUAUGUGUUGUCUUGCGAAGUCGCCAGACGCCUGAUUGCUGCAGAGCUCCCGGGCCGCAUGGUGAACAUUUCUUCCGUAGGUGCUUUUAACUAUGCAGGUCAGGGGGCUGCACUUUACUCCAUAACCAAAGCCGGAAUAAUCAGAAUGACCGAAGCGCUCGCUGUUGAGUGGGCCCGCUACAACAUCAAUGUGAAUGCCAUUGCCCCUGGUGCAUUCGCAUCAGAGAUGAUGGAUGGCAUGCUGGAGCGCAUGGGUGACAUCAGCAAAAUGUUCCCCCGUAAAAGAAUCUGCGAUCCCGCGCAAAUGGACAGCACUCUGCUCUAUCUCGUUUCACCCGCAUCUGAGGCAGUGACCGGCACAUUUAUCAAAAUUGAUGAUGGACAGGGCUCACGGUGA